Chaetomium fimeti is the source of this 781-nucleotide messenger RNA. RefSeq lists its product as uncharacterized. The transcript has 2 exons. Bases 479 to 781 code for a protein of 100 amino acids. The record is from RefSeq and is a predicted model, not a curated record. NCBI's taxonomy places the organism in Eukaryota, Fungi, Ascomycota, Sordariomycetes, Sordariales, Chaetomiaceae.
CGGUAUUCAUUCAAAGACGAGACCAAGGCGAGAGGUAGUUCUGGACACGCUAUUGUUAAUAAUAUGAGCUUGGUUUAUCGACGAAUCUGUUUUGAAGGUCCCACUCUCAGAUAUCAUUCUUUUCGGAUGGAUCGACUCGUAAAUCUAGAUGGCGGUUUAACGAUUGUUCUCAUCGGAGAAAAAGUCCCUCCGAGUUCCCUCUGAGAUCUCCCUCAUCCAUCCAAGCGGGAUUAUGGUUUCCACAUAUUGAAGCUCUGGGGUGAGGUCAACCCUACCACUGUGUGUGGAGCGGGCUGAGGCACGGGGAUCUGAGUGAGACCCGAGUACCGGGAGCACCGAACCCCAAGAACGAUAUAAGAAGGUUACGGUCUUCGCUCAACCACACCAUUAUGUAUAGUUUAAUCAACACAGAAGCAAACGCCCUGUCUAAAGCUACUACCCAGGAACCUCCCAACAGACUGCCCUACCUUCCUUGACCAUGACACGCCUCGCCCUCCUCCUCGCGGCUGCCCUUCCCCUACUCCCACUCACCCUCGCCGAGAUCCAAUGGUGUGAAUACUCAGCCCAGAUCUGCGGCUAUCAACUGAUCGAGCAAUACGGCGCAACAGAACAAGACCUCGCAACCAUCCUGCGCUCCUACAGCCAGCCAACCGACCCGUCCCACAUCUACGACUCGGUCUACACCUGCUUCAAACAGAACAGCGUGGGCUGGGUGUCGUGGUGCGGCGGCCCCUACACGUGCGAGCCGACGGCCGGGUGGCCGCUGGCGCGGUGCAAGUGA